Labeo rohita (rohu) is the source of this 3522-nucleotide messenger RNA. RefSeq names its product olfactomedin 1a (gene olfm1a). The record is from RefSeq and is a predicted model, not a curated record. The transcript is spliced from 6 exons. The coding region runs from base 417 to 1874 and encodes 485 amino acids. Gene Ontology annotation, biological process: signal transduction. NCBI's taxonomy places the organism in Eukaryota, Metazoa, Chordata, Actinopteri, Cypriniformes, Cyprinidae.
CGUUUUUAACUAUGCAUGUCAGUGUGAGAGUACGGAGAAACUUUGUAACAACGUCUUAAGUGAUUUAGUAUAUUCGUGCGUCAAGCGCCGGGAGGAGGUUUGUGAUAUUUAUGAAUAUUUCACCAGUAUAGCGGGUGGGCGGAGGCACGGAACCAAUGAGAUGAGAUGGUCUGCUGAACUGCCGUCAUUAUUCGCGUGAAGAGAGCAGACAGAAGAGCGCUCUUCUCCCAAACCGAAAGAGCUUGAGUAAUUAUAAAGUUCAGUAUAGGAUAAUGCGAGUCGAAAUGCCCGAGAUGAAUUCAUUCACACUGGGUGCUUUACAGAAGCACAUCACCUCUGUGAGCAGCGCAGGUUACCAGCACAGUUCUCUACUGGAAUGUGUAUAAUGAAGGUUACUGGGAAAGAGAAGAGCAGAGAUGUCGGUGCCUUUGCUGAAAAUUGGAGUAGUGCUCAGCACGAUGGCGAUGAUCACCAACUGGAUGUCGCAAACGUUGCCCUCGCUAGUAGGUCUGAAUAGCACUAAAUUAAGCGUGGCACCUCCGGGUGUGCCGGACCGGAGCACUGGCGUGCUGCCUGCUAACCCAGAGGAGUCGUGGCAGGUGUACAGCUCAGCUCAAGACAGUGAGGGCAGGUGUGUGUGCACUGUUGUGGCUCCUCAACAGACCAUGUGUUCACGGGAUGCCAGGACCAAACAACUGAGACAGCUCUUGGAAAAAGUCCAGAAUAUGACUCAGUCCAUUCAGAAUCUUGACCAGAGGACUCAGAAAGACCUGCAGUAUGUGCAAAGAAUGGAGGUGCAGUUGAGGGGCCUGGAAUCAAAGUUCAAACAGGUGGAGGAAAGCCACAAGCAGAAUAUCGCCAAGCAAUACAAGGCCAUAAAAGCGAAAAUGGAGGAACUUAGGCCAAUGAUACCAGUGUUGGAGGAAUACAAGGCCGAUGCAAAAUUGGUAAUGCAGUUUAAAGAGGAGGUCAAGAAUCUGACAUCAGUGCUAAGUGAACUGCAGGAGGAGAUCGGAGCCUUUGACUACGAGGAGCUUCACAACAGGGUGUCUAAUCUUGAGGAGAGGCUUCGUGCAUGCAUGCAAAAAUUAGCUUGUGGGAAGCUGACAGGAAUAAGUGAUGCGAUAACCAUAAAGACAUCUGGAUCAAGAUAUGGGUCCUGGAUGACUGAUCCGCUUGCUGCUGAUGGUGAUACGAGGGUGUGGUACAUGGACGGUUACCACAACAAUCGCUUUGUCCGGGAAUACAAGUCCAUGGCCGACUUCAUGUAUUCAGACAACUUCACCUCACAUCGCCUUCCUCACCCCUGGUCUGGCACAGGGCAGGUGGUCUACAACGGCUCCAUCUACUUCAAUAAGUUCCAAAGCAACACCAUCAUUAAAUUUGACUUCAAGACAGCCACGAUCAGCAAGUCCGGUCAGCUGGAUUACGCCGGCUACAACAACCGUUACCACUAUUCCUGGGGAGGUCAUUCUGACAUUGACCUAAUGGUGGACGAAGGUGGGCUUUGGGCCGUCUAUGCGACCAAUCAAAACGCAGGAAACAUUGUCAUCAGCAAGAUCAACCCGUUGACCCUGCAGGUGAUCAAAAGCUACACCACCAACCACCCAAAGAGGAGUGCAGGCGAGGCCUUCAUGAUCUGUGGGACUCUUUAUGUCACCAACGGAUACUCAGGAGGGACAAAGGUCUACUAUGCUUUCCAUACUAACUCCUCUACCUACGAGUAUAUCGACAUCCCCUUACAGAACAAGUAUUCCCAUAUCUCCAUGCUGGAUUAUAACCCUAGGGACAGAGCUCUUUACGCAUGGAACAAUGGACACCAGGUGCUGUAUAACGUCACCUUGUUCCACGUCAUUCGCUCUGAAGAACUCUAAAAUGACAUUCUCCAUCCCUUUGACAUAUAUAGUAGCACUGAUGGAGUUUAUUACUGAAAAAUAGAGUAAUGCCUGAUGAUUGUUCAAUAAAAGAAGACUUAAAAAUGUAUCAAAAGUAAUAGUCGAUGGCAACAUUAUCAACAGCUGCCAAAAGGUCUUUCUUUCUUUUUUAAGCUUUCCUUAGAUGAUUGUGUUUGAAUUUUCACUGCAAAAAAUCUAUUAAUUAGUAUUUUUGUCUUACCAGUCCAGUAAAAAUAUUGAAACAUUCUUAAAACAAGAUCAGUUUACUUAAGAAGCAAUAAUGCGUAACUUUUUUAAAUUUAAAGGGGACAUCGGAUGCUUAUUUUGCCACAAGUUGGUAUGAUUCUUUAGGGUCUUCAUGAAAUGUCUUCAGCAUACUUUGGUUAAAAUUCCUCAAUGGUCAUGUAAAACCACACCCUUUUUACCUUGUCAAAAACAGCUCUGUUCACAGUGACCCAUAUCGGUGUAUGUCUCUUUAAGUGAUAAUGAGCUACCGCUCACUCCGCCCUCUGUUGUUUUUUGUGUAUUCAGUGACAAAACACCUGCAUUGCUUAUGAGACGUUGCUACAGCUAUUUGAGCACGAAGAAAAUGGACAGCGUACAAAUGGCUGAGGGCGGGAAUAUGCUAAUAAGAGACAGUCCAUCUGUGGUCGUGGGUGGGGCUUGAGCAAUAUGACAUCAUACUGCUCAGAAAGUCAAAACGGCUUGAUAAUUGAGAUGUUUAGGUAUUUUGAGGAUUUAGAAAAAGGAAUAAAUGAGACUACUAAGACACAUUUAUAUUCAAACACCAUUUAAAAGUGAAUCUUGCAUCCGAUGUCCCCAUAGCUGAAAUUAUAAAUACUGUAUAAUAUCUGAAAACAAACCCAGUUUUGCUUCAAGUAAAUUUAUGUUGUUUUUAGGUAUAUUUAGAUAUUUUAACUGCAAAACAAAAACACUGAUUAAUCACAUAAUUUUUUACGGUGUUCUUGUACUUGUACAGCUUUACGAACAUGAUUUAGUUACACACUAGAGGGAAAAGAAGAGUGACGCAAGAAAGAUGUCAUUUAGUUACCCAGUUAUGUCCUUUGUAUCGAGAGCAAUCAAAACUAUUUAACAUCAACUAAAGAGCCGAAGGCACUGACUGUUGGAGGCACUCUGUUAAAGAACUGCAGCGUGUUGUUGUGACUGUAUGUAGUUCCUGAUUUCCGCAACGAUUUGCAUGAACAUUUUUAGCACUACGAUUCACAUGAUUGUAUUUCUUUUCUAGCAGUAGUAUGAACCUUGUAUGUGAAAAAGAGAUUAGAUUAGUGAUGGGUUUGCUAUUCUUGCCAUGUUUCAUUUUUUGCUGUAUCUUUUGUGUUCUUUUUUAAAUUUGUGUUCAUAAAGUGACUCUUAAAUAGUAGGAUGGAUUGUAAGAAAAAGAAGCCAAGAGUAUAUAUAUAGAUAUAACUUGUCAGCAAAAAAAAAAAAAAAAAAAAAGACAAUGUGAAAAAAUGUAUUUACAAGGUAUUAUUCUUUGACUGUAUUUCAAGACAGAUUCAUGUGUCAGCUGUUAGAAGAAUUAGACGGCAUCAUCUAAAACUGUUACGCUUGCAUCCGUGUUGUACUUGCAAUGUGAUUCAUAUCAAUAAAGCCAGUCUUUAUUUUA